This is a messenger RNA of Acipenser ruthenus (sterlet), 1280 nucleotides long. RefSeq lists its product as uncharacterized. The transcript is spliced from 6 exons. The record is from RefSeq and is a predicted model, not a curated record. NCBI's taxonomy places the organism in Eukaryota, Metazoa, Chordata, Actinopteri, Acipenseriformes, Acipenseridae. Bases 1 to 1221 code for a protein of 406 amino acids.
AUGGGUUCCACUAACUCCAGACCCAAGCUGACUCGGGUAGCCCCCUUGCAGAGCCCCCACAACGGAGGAGUGAGCCUGAGAGAUGGGAGGGGCAUCUGGGCCAGACCCUACCGCAGCCCAGAACCACUGCAGAGUGGAGCAGAGCAGCAGGAGGUUCUGGGAAGGAGGAGGACUGGACGACUGCCCCCUCUGAGACAGGAAGCGCCUCUGAGCUUCGCCGUGGCAACAGCAGAGCCGCUGGCCCUCCCCCCUCUCUACACAGGCCCCCUCUCUCUUGAUUUCUGUUCAGGCAGUGCAGCAGGCAGCAUCAUUCAAACACACCCGCCCCGUAGACCACAGAGACUGGAGCCGCUGGCUCCGCCAACAAAGGAAUUCCGACACCAGCGACUGGAGUCAGCAGCCAAUCGAGAGUCAGAGGACAGGGAGUGGGGGAAGGCAGUCGCUCAGCGCUCGUCCACUCACAGUCAGAGGGGGCGCUCUCGAGCUGGAGGCCUGCAGCAGGGCCAGGAGAGCGCGCUGCUGGCUGCCCAGGCGGAGUUCAGCCAGCAAUCGAACAAACUGCGGAGAGACCAGAGACUGCGAGCCAGAGAGCUGAGGAAGCAGAGAGACAGAGACACCGCGAGAGCGAGAGACAGAGACAGAAGCUGGCUUCACAAGGACAGUCUGCUGCACCAGGAGGAAGGGGAUUCCUUAGACACAGACUGUGGGGGAGGGGAGCCCGAUGGUCGCCAGGGGCAACCCCGGGUCCGUCUAGUGAAACGGUCGGCAGAGAGGGACAUCUUCUGGGAUACCUCCAGCGGAGAGGGGCUAGACCUGGGGGAGCAGGGCCUGGCCAAUCCCAGGCUGUGUGUCGGCGAGCAGGCCGUGAUCCCCGGGAACCCCUGGACCCGGGUGCAGCAGUCUGGAACAGGAGGGGAAUGGAAAUCGAGCCCCAGGCCUUCGGAACACGGAGCUGGGGAGGCCGGAAAACCGAAGCCCUGGAUGAUGGACUGGGAAGCGGACAGAGACAACCACCUGAGCUUCAGCCGGCUGCCAGAGAACAGAGGGGAGAGGGGGGCCUGCUGGGGGCCGGGGCAGUCGGACUGCAGAAUGGGGGAGGAGUGUAAAUCCAGGCCCAGGCUCCAAGAGGGCGGGCAGGCCUGGAAGCACAGACCCAGGCUCUCCAGGACCAAGGCUGAGGCCAUUCCUGCGUUCGAGGAAUCCCUGGACUAUGAGAUGUAGACAGGGCAGGAACCCCCCAGCAGGGACCCCACUCUCACACACCUGCUGCUCAGAGAACA